Messenger RNA from Pocillopora verrucosa, 3636 nucleotides. Its product is annotated as carboxyl-terminal PDZ ligand of neuronal nitric oxide synthase protein-like. The record is from RefSeq and is a predicted model, not a curated record. NCBI's taxonomy places the organism in Eukaryota, Metazoa, Cnidaria, Anthozoa, Scleractinia, Pocilloporidae. Gene Ontology annotation, molecular function: nitric-oxide synthase binding.
AUAUGCAUUCGAGCGUUAAUGUUGUCGUUGUGUAUACCUUAUUAUUGCAGUAGAGUGGUGUUCUUAGAUUUGUGGUCGCUCAUGAAUAGAAUGACGAAUAUUUGAUAAAUCAGUUUUUACCAAUAAUGCCAGGUAAAUUGCGAAGACAUGAUUACGACCUCGUCGAAGAAGCCUAUGAUAGUAAGUCCCCAGUGCACAACGAAGACGCGUUCGAACAUGGAAUUGCCUUCAAAGUUAAGUAUAUUGGGACGAAAGAAAUUCAUAAACCUAGCAGCAGAGCUGAAAUAGUCACUGCUAUGCGACGAAUACGGUAUGAAUACAAAGUCUAUGGUACCAAGAAGGAAAGGACAGAACUCUCUGUUGCUGUGAGUGGAAUUAAAGUUGUUCGAAGGGAGGAAGGCAAGCGCAGCUGGAUCACACAACAUAAAAAGAAAAACUCCUAUGUCGAAACAGAAGUUAUGCAAUACCCUAUUAACAGAAUCUUCUAUGUCUCACAUGAUUCCCAAGAUCUGCAGAUCUUUAGUUUUAUUUCAAAGGAUGAUGAUCUUUUUAAAUGCAGUGUAUUUAAAGCAAGUAAUAAGGCGGAUGCUAUACACAUUGUGAGGACAGUAGGCCAAGCUUUUGAGGUGUGUCACAGGAGAACACUCAGUCAAGUGGCCCAAGAAAAUAAUAUAAAGAAUGAACAGGAUAAACUUGAAACUGAUGGGCCUACAAGUGAUGUACCCACAGCAACAGAAGGGACAAAUUCUGCUGGUGGACAGAUUGAUUUCUCAUCAGACUCAGUGUGGGCUACCAAGGAUUACCCGCCGGAGGCAGAAGCUGGUAUUGCACCCUUAACAAUUCAACAGCUGCGUCACAUAUAUCAACAGCAGCUGGAUCAUCAAAGGCAAGAGACACAGGCAGCCCAGGCAAAGAUAAAGCUUUUGACACAACAUCUUGAUGACGAGGCAGCUGCAAGACAGGUUCUUCAGAAUCAACUGGACCAAGUGCUCAAGCAAAACAAGGACUUGAUAACAACAAUAACACAAUUGGUUGAUCAAGUUCAGACUAUGCAGAAUCAAAUGCGUGGUCGAGGUGAUUCUGGUGUAAGUCUUAGUCUGGAUAUGGAUGGAAAGAUAUCUUCAGGAUCAGCAUUACACUCACAAGUUUCAUCAUCUGUGGGCUCCUCUCCAGUCAAGGAUGGGUUGUUGUCAGCAGCAACAGCCGCACAGAAACGACGAAUGCUUGGUGAUCCUGUAUUUCCCACUAUUCCUCCUCCAGCUAUGACUCCAAGCCCUGUGAUGUCACAUCGAAGUGUAAUGGAUCCUCUUGAUGGUAGUGUUACUUCCCUACAGUCAAGCAGCAAAGUUGCAAGUGCAGAAUCUUUUAUCCGAAACACAGUUCCUGAAAGUGGCCCUCUUCCUACCCUUGUGGAUUUGGGCUCAUCUGAUCUUGAAAUGGUUGAACCAAGACAUGAACCUUUUCCUCAGCAGUUUCUACAGUUUACAUUUGACAGUUCUACAAAUUUUGAACCUGGUAAAGUUGAUUCAGCCAGUAAUGGUAGUUUAACACAGUUUAAUGGAGUAGGCAGCAAAGCCAACACCUCUUUACCUCAAAACAGCAGUGGAACAUCUCCUGUUUUGAAUGGCACCUUUUAACAUCAAUUCUGACAGGUAGUCUUGGUAGUCCUUUGCAUCACCUAUCUUGUCACAGUUAUUGUAAGAUUUUUUGAGAUGGCUUUUUAAAUUGUCUUUAUUUUGACUAGAAUGAAACAUUAAUUCAAAUGCUCAUAGAAUGGAGGAUAAUACUUAAAGGAGAAUUGAGAAUUGAGGUGCACAAAAAGUACUAGCUGUAAGGUUAAUGUACUUUCAUGCGCCUCACUUCCAUAGUUCCAAGUGAUGCACUUACAUCAAUUUUUUUUUUUCACUACCCUUUUUAUUUUACUCAUGCAACAGACUUUCCUGAAAAAGGAAGGACUGCACAUAAUUUUUUGAGGGUGUAAAACUAGUCAGCAAUAUUCUCUUAAAAAAAACUUAAACACUAUAAUCAUAAUUAGGGUGGAGGGUUAAUUUUAUGUGCAGGGGAAAUCUCUGACCACUGAUUUUCCUUGUGUUGUUCCUGGUUAUAUGCAUACAAAGAAUUAUCUGUUGUUGACAAAAAUAUUUUAAUAAUUACAUAGUGCUCUGGGGAAUAUAAUUUUUUGUCAGUGUUAAGUCUGAGUAAUGAUUAUGAGAAUUUUUCUUGAGUAGGGAUGAUGACAGAGCAGAGGGUGGGACUGUCUUGAAAAAAAUAAAAAUUGAGGUCUGUUGUCAUAUUUAACCCAUCAUGUGAAAACAUGAGUAGAUUGGUGGCCUGGUAGUCAUUUGCAAGACAACAAGUUGAAGGUUGUCAGGUACAGCUGCUUUCUAUGGUUAAAUGUUUGCCCAGUGUAGUGAUAAGGGUGCACUCAAAAGACAUCUGUGGGCCACUGACAGUCAAAUGUAGGAGUUAAAAUGCAAGUAGCAUGAUUUUUCACACAUCAAGUUUUGAAUUAAUAUUUUCAAAUGAAUUGUAUAUAUCACAUACAGAGUCACAGAAGCUUAAAUUUUUUGCAAUGUACAGUAUAUCCUUUAUUUUUAUGCUCUGAAUUUAUGCAUUUGUGUAUUUAUACAGCUUUUAACAUAAUGUCACAGUUUUUAUCAAUAUUUUAUAUUGUUGAAAAAAUAUACCUCAAAUUUCUUACCUUAUUUGAAUCAUAAACAUUUUGUACAUGCAGAUGCAAAUAUGAGCACUAUUUUUCCAAAAAGGUACUUGUAAAAUAUGCGGGCAAUGACCCUGAAAAAAAAGCUGAGGAUGCAAACAUUUUUUGGGAUUAUGCUUUUUAAGGAUUUCAAUUAAUUUUUAUUCCAAAGGCUGACCAUAGUUAGUCAAAGUAGAUGAAGCAACAAGCUGUUGAGUAUGGAUAGUGCUUUCAUAUGCUGGUGAUCAUUUUGAUUCAUGUCUCCUCACUGGUAACUGUUCUGUUAUUUACAGUCUUGCUGAAACUUAAGACAUUUUAGGUUUUCAGUACAGCAUUAGAUUUUGAUACUGUAAGCAAUAAAGGAUUUUAAUGUAAAGGAGACUAAACUUAUCAAGACAUCAAUCAAACACACCCUACCAUAGCUCCAGUAAUGCUCAAAUUAAAUUGACGAUCUCUUCUCGAAAACUCAAUUUAUUAAAAUUUCAUGAUUGUGUAGAAAUGCCCUUGUUCUAGGGCUUGGUUUACUACAAUUUUGGUAUUAUAAAAUUAUUAUCAUUUAAAAGUCAUUUACACUUAAUUCAAGCAGCCUUGUAAUUAAAUGGCACAUGGUUAUAGUGUCAGGAGGCACUGUUAAUUUUGUAUUCCAAUUCAUGCUAUUAACAAAUUAUUCCCAGCUUAUUGUAAUUUGAAUGGUUUUUCAUUUUUAUCACAAAAGAAAAAUUGCAUUUAAUCAUGACAUUACUAAUGGCACAUUAAUAUUUAAUCUUUGAUUACAUGUCACAAUAUUACUUGAUACAUUUUUUCAACUAUUUGGAUAUUUGAAACUUAAAAUAUUCUAGAGUGAGGGAACACUAGUUAAGGUGGCAGAUAUUGCAAUGAAUGAGAGCACUGAGUAAUAUAUAGAAAAUAAAAUGCAAUAAACAUGAAUUUCAAAUGUG